AUGGCUGCGUCGAAACGGAGGAGGCCUUUGAACAAGCCGAGCGCCGUCGUGCAACUUGCCUCAGCCGCACUUGCACUGAGCUUCGCGAGCGCGUUCGCAGGUGGCUUCCACAGCAGCAGGGACAUGCGACCCCGCGUAACUUCUGCGGCGCACCUGACGGAGAAGGAGCCAGCAGGCUCAGAUCUGGAAAGCCCAGAAGAGGUUGUCGUGGAGAACAGCUCCCAGGCUAUUCGGCUCCUUCGCUCCCCCGGGCUCCGGAAGCUCCAAGCAACCUUGGAGAAGCUGCAGGCAGCAGAAGUGGGAGAUGAAACCGCAUUCCAGGCCAUGCUGAAGAAUAUCCCAAGGGUGGUCAGCAACAUCUCUGAACAGGAGAUGCCGACAGAUCUGGAAGCAGACUUUGAAGAGGCGCUCGAGAGAAGCGCGGAGCUCCUCUCACCAGAGAUGGAGGGCGAGAACCUUGGGCCGAUCAUACGCCAGCUGCUGCAGCUGCCUCUUCUGCAGCGUCUUCCAGAGAUGAUUCGGCGCUUGGGGCGCAUCGAGCUCCUCUACCCGAAAGCUCUGGAGAAUCAGACGGAGGUGUCGCAGGAUGAGCUCAGGGAAGCCUUGGCAGCUCUGGCGCAGGAACUGAAUCGAGCUGACCUUGCGCGAUGGUCAGAUGAGGACUUCACCGAAGCCCAGAACUUGAUCCAAAGAAAUCCUGUUCUGGGACCACUGGGGGAGUCCCUUGCGGAUACGGCUGACGACGCGCUGGCCGAGUUCUACGCCACCACGGCCGGGGCGGCUGCAUCCCUGAUCUUUGCUCAGCUGGCCUUGGUUGUGGUGGCCUUUGCUGUCUGCGCCUCGUGCUUUGGGGACGGAAGCAGCGACACCCCAGUCCCAACUGAUACGACGGCGCUGCCGCUCUACACGCUGGGCGGUACCGUCGGCGGAAGAUGA
Messenger RNA from Symbiodinium natans, 936 nucleotides. The record is from the annotation of a GenBank genome assembly. NCBI's taxonomy places the organism in Eukaryota, Dinophyceae, Suessiales, Symbiodiniaceae.